AUAUAACUAGGAAGUAGAAGGUUCCGGACGCAUUGAGUUUAACAAAUAAAAAAAAUCCCAACGAUGAAGUUCGGAGCAUUGUUAGUGGCGGUGUGCGCCUUAACCGUCGCGGUUUGUGCGGAGGCACUGCCCGGCGACGAGAACCUCGUCCCUCCCCGGCGGGAAGUGUACGACGGCGGGCGAAUAUUCGACAUCAGUCACCGGUACCACCCGGACAUGCCGUCAUGGGAGUCUGACGACGGCAUAGGGCAGUUCCUGUGGCUUCCGAAGAGCAUGAAGAACGGUUCCAUCGCUAACAACUCCAAGAUGAAGCUCCCGACCCACACCGGCACCCACGUCGACGCCCCUGGCCACGUCUUCGACCACUACUUCGACGCCGGGUUUGAUGUCGAUUCACUGGACUUGCACAUCCUCAAUGGUCCUGCUCUGCUAGUUGAUGUUCCAAGAGAUAGUAAUCUAACUGCUGAAGCCAUGAAGUCAUUAAAUAUUCCAAGGGGUGUGAAGCGUGUGCUUUUCCGAACGUUAAAUACUGACAGGCGGCUUAUGUUUAAGAAGGAAUGGGACACAAGCUAUGUGGGAUUCACGAAGGAUGGAGCAAAAUGGCUAGUGGAGAACACUGAUAUCAAGCUUGUUGGAAUUGAUUACCUAUCUGUUGCUGCUUUUGAUGACUUGAUUCCAUCUCACCUUGUUUUUUUAAAAGACAGGGAAAUCAUUCUUGUUGAAGCCCUCAAGCUUGAUGAUGUCCCAGCAGGAUUAUAUUCAGUCCAUUGCUUGCCUCUUAGAUUGGCUGGUGCUGAGGGAUCACCAAUCCGAUGCAUUCUGAUUAAGAAUUAGGGUACGUGUUAGUUUGAGGAAGCAUUGCUGUCUGUCUCGAAUGCUGGACAAGGUGUGAUCAUCAGAGGUGUAUGUAUGUUUAGAUUAAGGGGGAUGUAGCUUAAUAUAAUUACACUGGAUGUGGUUUUCUUUGGUGUGCUAGGUUGGCACAGCGGUGUUAUUAUGGAGCUAGAUAGUAGUAUCAAUAUUGUUGGUGGCAUAUGUUUACACUUAUUAGAAGUAUGCAUAAACACUUCAAUAAGUCAUCUUGAAAAAGAAAAUAAUGUGGUGUGUGUGUGUAUAGAUUAUUUGCACAUUGUUGCACAAACAACUACACAUUUUGGUCUCA
Messenger RNA from Lotus japonicus, 1162 nucleotides. RefSeq names its product cyclase-like protein 2. Gene Ontology annotation, molecular function: arylformamidase activity. The record is from RefSeq and is a predicted model, not a curated record. NCBI's taxonomy places the organism in Eukaryota, Viridiplantae, Streptophyta, Magnoliopsida, Fabales, Fabaceae. The coding region runs from base 64 to 834 and encodes 256 amino acids. The transcript has 7 exons.